AUGUCUGGCUGUGGAUGCGCUUCUUCUGGCUCUUGCGGCUGCGGCUCUAGCUGCACCUGCGCCGGCUGCCCUACGGGAACCCUGAUGGAUGAGACAUGGGGAAUGGGAACUCGGAUGGUGGUUAACGAUGGAUCCACUCAUUACUUCUUGUCGGCACUAGAGUGCAAGUCUCAGAACUAA
Molecule: messenger RNA, 180 nt
Organism: Fusarium mangiferae
Lineage: Eukaryota; Fungi; Ascomycota; Sordariomycetes; Hypocreales; Nectriaceae
Exons: 2
Coding region: 1-180 (59 amino acids)
Source: RefSeq, a predicted model, not a curated record